AUGUCAAUCACUAAAACAUACAAUGGUGAUACCACCUCACUCGUACCAACUCAACUGGUAAAGGAAUCAUUAAGACUAAUUGAAGAUUUAAAAUUCUUUUUAGCCACUGCUCCAGCCAAUUGGCAAGAGAAUCAAGUGAUUAGAAGAUACUAUUUAAAUCAUGAUGAAGGUUUUGUUAGUUGUGUUUAUUGGAACAACUUAUAUUUUAUCACUGGUACCGAUAUUGUACGUUGUAUUGUUUAUAAAUUUGAACAUUUUGGAAGGAAAAUAAUUGAUCGGAAAAAGUUUGAAGAAGGUAUUUUCUCCGAUUUAAGAAAUUUAAAAUGUGGUGCUGAUGCAAUUUUGGAACCUCCUCGAUCAGAGUUUUUAGAGUUCUUAUUUAAAAAUUCUUGUUUAAGAACACAAAAGAAACAAAAAGUGUUUUUUUGGUUCAAUGUUCCUCAUGACAAAUUAAUGGCAGAUGCCUUGGAACGAGAUUUGAAAAAGGAAAAAAUGGGUCAAAGACCAACUACAUUGGCCCAUAGAGAACCAGCAUUAUCGUUUCAUUAUGAUGAGUCUUCCAGUUUGUACACCCAAUUAGGGAAACACAUGGAAACACAAAAGAGAAUCAAUGAAACAGCCACAAACUCUACUUCUAAUACUGCUAGCACUUUAACUGACACCGGUGCAUCGUCAGGAUUGAAUAAUAAUACCACUUCUGGUGGUGCCGAUAAUGCAACCUCCAUGCACCACAAUAACAACAAUGAGGCCGCAUCCACCAAACAAAGUAAUGCUAGUGAAAAAUCAUCACCAGAAUACACUACAACUGCCCGAGGUAGAGACGAAUUCGGAUUCCUCAAUGAAGCUACACCAAGCCAAUACAAAGCAAGUUCAGAUUAUGAAGACGAUUUCCCAUUGGAUUAUAUCAAUCAAACUAGUCAAAAUUCUGAAGAUUAUAUAACCUUGGAUGCAAAUUAUCAAGCAGGAAGUUAUGCAAAUAUGAUUGAAGACAACUACGAUUCCUUCUUGGAUGCAACACUAUUUAUACCUCCUGGUCUUGGUGUAACCACAGGUGGAAAUACAACUGGAACGGCAGCAACAUCAAACCAAGUUGCAUUUAACGAUGAAUACUUAAUUGAACAAGCUCAACCAAUAAGGACUCCACUACCUCCAAUAUCAUCAUCAACAAUAUCAGGAUUAUUACAACCGAAAUCAGCUGCUAAAUUUUUCUCACUACAGAGUGCCAAUGGUGGAGAAGAAUUUUUUCCUGCUUAUCAAAAUGACUCAUCUGCUGCUAAUGCUGGGUUUGUGCCGCCAAUUUCAGCAAAAUAUACCAAUCAGUUUGCCACUCGACAAAUCGCCACCCCAACUUAUUUAAAGGCAGUACCACAUGCUUCCGGUGGUGCUGCUGGCGCUGGUGCCACUGGUAAUGGUGGUCAACCACAACAAUAUUACGAUCAAGCAACUGGAAAUGCUUUUUAUCCAGCAGAAAUACCCGUGCUGUAUAAUGUUGUUCAUCCUGAAAGUGAAUAUUGGACCAAUAAUUCUGGCGCAAUUGCUGCUGCUACCGCUGCUCCAAUGUAUGAUGCUUCUGGGUUUCCUAUACCUAUUAACCAGUCAUAUAUGGUAAUGAAUGAACACGAAAUGGUGCCUUAUCAAUAUAUGAAUUCCAAUGGUGCCAUGAUUGGAAUGAUUCCGCCUCACCAACAACAGCAACAACAACAACAACAACAACAACAACAACAAAUUGCCAUGGGAUAUCAAGGCAUGUUGAGACAACAACAGCAUCAACAGCAGCAACAGCAGCAACAACAUUCUUCUACAAUGACCAAAAAGAAAAAACAAACACACUCGUUCAACAAUAAUAAUAAUAACAAGAAUUUAGCAUCCAAUGGUGGUGGGAUUACGAAGAAAUCACACGAUAAUAAUAAUAAUAACCAUAAUAAAGAUAAAACUCUGUAUGGAUCAUUAAAUGAUGUUGUGAAUUCAAAAGUCACAAAAGUAAUCAAUAAAGAAGAAGUAAAACAAUCUCAAACAUAG
Candida dubliniensis CD36 is the source of this 2019-nucleotide messenger RNA. RefSeq names its product homeodomain family transcription factor (gene CPH1). Gene Ontology annotation, molecular function: DNA-binding transcription factor activity. The record is from RefSeq and is a predicted model, not a curated record. Bases 1 to 2019 code for a protein of 672 amino acids. The transcript has a single exon. NCBI's taxonomy places the organism in Eukaryota, Fungi, Ascomycota, Pichiomycetes, Serinales, Debaryomycetaceae. Gene Ontology annotation, biological process: regulation of DNA-templated transcription; sexual reproduction; regulation of pseudohyphal growth. Gene Ontology annotation, cellular component: Ste12p-Dig1p-Dig2p complex; nucleus; Tec1p-Ste12p-Dig1p complex.